AUGCCUCUCUCUCCUACACCGCUCUCCCCACCAUCAUGCAUGCAGCAACACGCCUCAGCCUCAGGCUUCCUCUGGUGUGGUGUGAACGCCUCUUCCCCACUGCCUCUGGCUUCCUCUGCAACACCCUCCCCUGCAACCAACACCGAUGCCUCUCUCUCCUACACGGCUCUCCCCACCAUCAUGGAGCAGCACGCCUCAGCCUCGGGCUUCCUCUGGCUGGACGACGAUGCAGUCUUGAACUACUGGGCCCUGGCUGAUGCCCCUCUUGAUAAGAACAAAAUCUGGUACCUAAACUCUUCCAACCCAAGCCAUCUCCUCACCCUCCCCCUCGACCAGCCGCCCUCCGCACCCAUCCGCACCGCACUGGACCCCGCGGAUCUCCCCACACACAUCUCCACAUCGCUCUCGCACCUCUCUGAAUCCCUCCAAGCCCAGCUGGACCGCUCUCUUUGGCCGCGCCACCUCUCCUUCCCCCUCGCCGCCUCCGCCUCAUCGGCCUUCUUCAUCCCACAAAGGCUGGUCGACUCUGCUGCUCUGCACGUCAUCCCUGUAUUCGCUGCCGAGGCCAUACCUGCACAGAACAGGUCGCCUUCCCCUCGUCGGCCGUCUUAA
Closterium sp. Naga37s-1 is the source of this 612-nucleotide messenger RNA. Lineage: Eukaryota; Viridiplantae; Streptophyta; Zygnematophyceae; Desmidiales; Closteriaceae. The record is from the annotation of a GenBank genome assembly.